AGAGUUGUGAGAAUGUGUCUGAGAAACCUUCAACAGAAACCAGAUGCAUUGACGCACAAAACUCUCCCCAAAUGCCGAACAAACAUGAAAAGCUUUCCACAGAACGAGGAGAUGUUGCUCAAGAUGAAGACGCGUGUCAAGGUCAAGAUAAAACCACUUCUGAAGGUCAAGACGGUCCUAAAGAUGCUGCCCAAGACACAGAGAUUCCGAUAAUUGAUCUGACAGGAGAAAGUCCUGCUGGCUCAAGGCGAAGAGACUCUGUCGGCACUUUUGCCCACAAGCUUCUUGAGGAGUCCUUGGAUGCCAAGAAGCCGUCUAAGAUGGAGUCAGAAAGUAAAGAAAAUGAUAAUCCAACCGGUAAGGAGACAGGAAGUACAAGUAGUGGUAAGACGUCUCUAGCAGAGAGGGUCAAGACUUUCUUGCAAGACGUGAAGCAGAAAAUAAGACCAAACUCCUCAAAGGAAGAAGACACGUGUCCAGGGAAAGGAAGCAAGGUGUUGAAGGCUGAAGGAAAUGUAAAAGUGAAAGUGGGAAAGAAGGAAGAAGAAAGUGAAAGGAAGAGGAAGCAGCCGGCACAGCGGCCUGCUUUGCAGAACAAAUCUCAAAACCGAUCUGGUUUCACACUUACAUAUCACAACCAACUGUACAACCAGUCGUGCAACCAACAGUCAUACAGCCAACGGUCAUACAACCAACAGUCGUACAACCAACAAACCUACAACCAACAAACUUACAACAACCAAAUGUACAACCAACAGCAAUCUUACAGCCACCUUCUUCAGACAGCAUUCUCGCGGAACCAGGCGCAAUCUUACAACCAGACGGACCAAUACCAAAUGUCGUUUGUGGCGCGUCAGUUCGGUAACGGUUCACAGGGUAGGUAUUCCUCCAACGAACGUGGCGUGGACUCACAGAACGGUAUGGACUGGCACAAUUUCUACCGACUACGCCAGCAAGCUGCUAUCAGGGACGCGUGGAGGAGUUCUUACCAUGAUUAAAGACUUUGUUUCUUGAGAUCAUGUGAAAAUGUCCAGCAAUAGGAUUUAACGCCAUACGUUCAGGUUUCUGGCGCAAAAAUGUUGUGAAAGUUCUUAUGUAGAUGAACAUGUAAAAAUGAGAAUACU
This is a messenger RNA of Branchiostoma floridae (Florida lancelet), 1124 nucleotides long. RefSeq names its product PIN+ prion protein RNQ1-like. The record is from RefSeq and is a predicted model, not a curated record. NCBI's taxonomy places the organism in Eukaryota, Metazoa, Chordata, Leptocardii, Amphioxiformes, Branchiostomatidae. The transcript is spliced from 2 exons. Bases 72 to 998 code for a protein of 308 amino acids.